Molecule: messenger RNA, 3669 nt
Organism: Trichosurus vulpecula (common brushtail)
Lineage: Eukaryota; Metazoa; Chordata; Mammalia; Diprotodontia; Phalangeridae
Product: septin-8-like
Exons: 1
Coding region: 100-1617 (505 amino acids)
Biological process (GO): cytoskeleton-dependent cytokinesis
Cellular component (GO): cell division site; microtubule cytoskeleton; septin ring
Molecular function (GO): molecular adaptor activity; GTP binding; GTPase activity
Source: RefSeq, a predicted model, not a curated record
AGGGGCGGCAGCACCGGAGGAGCCGCCAUCUUGAAUGGGUGGCCUCGCCUCAGGGCGGCUCCCAGGUCCCGGCCCCGCCCCGUCUCGCUCCCCGGAGCCAUGGCGGCCCAGGGGCAGUGCUCGAUGAGGCAGGACGUGCGGCUCCUGUCCCUGGGCGGCCAUGUGGGCUUCGACAGCCUCCCCCAGCAGGUGGUCAACAAGGCCCUGGCCAGGGGCUUCAGCUUCAACAUCCUGUGCGUGGGCGAGACGGGCAUCGGCAAGUCCACGCUCAUGAACACGCUCUUCAACACGGUCUUCGAGACGGACGAGUGCAGCCACUUCGAGGGCCGCGUGCACCUGCGGCCGAGCACCUACAGCCUGCAGGAGAGCGACGUGCGCCUCCGGCUGACCAUCGUGGACGCGGCGGGCUUCGGCGACCAGCUGGACAAGGACUGCGGGCCCGUGGUGGACUACGUGGACGAGCAGCUGGAGAGCUACCUGCAGGAGGAGCUCAAGAUCCAGCGCUGCUUCCGCGACUAUCAGGACACGCGCGUGCACGUGUGCCUCUACUUCCUGACGCCCACGGGCCACUCGCUCAAGGCCGUGGACCUGGUGACCAUGAAGCGGCUGCACAGCAAGGUGAACAUCAUCCCGCUCAUUGCCAAGGCGGACACGCUGACCAAGGGCGAGCUGCCCCGCUUCAAGAGCAAGAUCCUGAGCGAGCUGGGACAGCACGGCGUGCACAUCUACCAGUUCCCCACGGACGACGAGGCCGUGGCCGAGACCAACGCGUGCAUGAACGCGCAGCUGCCCUUCGCCGUGGUAGGCAGCACGGAGCGCGUGCUGGUGGGCGGUCAGCUGGUUCGCGGCCGCCACUACCCGUGGGGCGUGGUGCAGGUGGACGACGACUGCCACUGCGACUCGGGCCGGCUGCGCGACAUGCUGAUCCGUGUGAACAUGGAGGACCUGCGCGAGCAGACGCACCGCAGGCACUACGAGCUCUACCGGCGCCAGAAGCUCGAGGACCUGGCCCUCCAGGGCGACCAGGUAGACCAGGUCGACCAGGUCGACGAGGACCAUGAGGCCCUGCGCAGGGAGCUGGCGGCCGACAUGCGCCGGCAGGAGCGGCUGCUGCGCCAGGCGCUGGCCGCCCGGGCCCGCGAAGUGGAGGCACAGGUGAAGGAGAAGGAACGGGAGCUGAACGAGAGGUUCGAGGACCUCAAGAGGAUCCUGCAGGAGGAGAAGGCCAAGGUGGAGGAGAAGCGCCGGCAGCUGGAGGACGACAAGAACGCCUUCAACCACCACAGGGCGGUCGUGGAGGCCAUGCAGGCCAUGCAGGCAAUGCAGGAGCAGGCCAUGCAAGAGCAGGCCAUGCAGGAGCAGGCCAUGCAAGAGCAGGCCAUGUAUGCUCAGGCCAUGCAAGAGCAGGCCAUGUAUGCUCAGGCCAUGCAAGCAGUGCAGGCACAGGCCAUGCAGGCACAGGCCAUGCAAGAGCAAGCCAUGCAGGCACAGGCCAUGCAAGCAGUGCAGGCCAUGCAAGCAAUGCAGACCAUGCAAGAGCAGGCCAUGCAAGUUCAAGCCAUGCAGGCCACCUCCCAGCAAUCCACCCCGAAAAAAGACAAAGAUAAGAAACAGUAAAGCUCGGGCAGAUCUGUACAUCCAGGGGACUUUGGACUUCAUGUGUUAAGAGUUAGCCAGCCACCUUCUAAUCAUCCCAUAACACGGUGUGAAGACAGCCUGAAAGCCAGUAUAGACUACAGUGUUUGCAGCAAAGACUUAAUACUCAUCAUAGAGGAUGCUGCACAUUGGGCCAUAUAGGCUGGGCUGCUGCCCCACAUGCAAAGACAAAGGAUCCAAUGUUGGAACUGAAACUGACAAGGUUUAUAUUUUUCAGAACCAGCAGUGGAUCUUUCAUUUAUAGGGUUGUCAUCUCUUGAUGGAGCAACUUGUGCCAAUUUAAUGAAGCCUAUGACCCCAGUUAUGUUGUAUGUGAUAGUUCAAAGUUAAGAUGGCUACUUACAAGGUGCCUGUUCUCGGUGUCACCAAACAGUCUGUUAAAGAAACUCACUUCAAUUUAAUUUUUCUAAUCAGAAUUUAACUUUCCUAAGAAUUUUUUAAACACUUCUUAAUUUGCAACUUGAUGUAAAUAAAGCUAAGUUACAACCCUUCCCAUUAUUUCUUACAAGUAACACUUCGCAUUAAAACAAACCUUACUAACAUUCUAUAAGCUUUUCCUAUCAAGUACCACAUGGGAUACAGUAAAGGUAAGGAUAGUUAUCUUAGAGAAAAGAAAGCUGAGGGAAAGCAUUGAUUGCUGGCUUUAGAGAUCUGAAGGGACACAUGAGGGAUCUAGGCCUAAGGCUCAAAGUUAGAUUCCUAGUCAUUAGCUUCUCUCAGAUUUGGUCUAGGCACAGAGGUGGGGAACCUUCAGCCUCAAGGCCACAUGUGGCCAUCUAGGAACUCAAGUGCUGCCCUUUGAAUCCAAACUUCACAGAAGAAAUCCCUUAAUAAAAUGAUUUGUUCUGUGAAACUUGAACUCAGUCAAAAAGCAGCACCCAAGGACCUAGAAGGCUACAUGUGGCCUGGAGGCCAAAUGUUUCCCACUCCUGGUAAGGGAUCCUCACUUGUGGCCAUAGAACUUUUUUUUUUUAAACCAUUAACCACUUUUUCUAAAAUUCUCUGAUCACUGUACCCAAACUGAAAUAGUUACUCUUCUUGAUGUUUUCGUACCUUGAGCCUCCUGGUAUUCAUGAGUUUAGAUACUGGUCACACUUUAUUACUAAUUUCACAAGACCAUAGGAUCGUAAAUCUAGAGCUCCCUUAUUUUUCGGACAAGGAAACUGAGGCCUGGGUAAGUUGAAUCUUAUAGGUAGUAUUUGAAGUGAUAUUAUAACUCAAGUCUUCUAGCUUCAGAGUAAGUACUCUUUCCAUUGCACUACACUGUCUCCUAGAUGACUUUUCUGGCCUUAAAAUCUUGUGAUCUAAUUCUUUGACCAUAGAAGUGGUCAUAUUGACUGACUGACCUAGUAAUAGUCCAUUACAUUCAUGCAUCACAGUUGGUUUAGCCAGUACUCACUGAUGGGUAACAACUUUGUUUCCAGUUCUUUGAUAAAACAAAAAAGUUCUGAUAGAAAUAUUUUGGUGUAUAUGGAGCAUUUCUGUUUUAAAUCAGUGAUGUCCUUUAUAGUACAUGGCUAGCAGUGGAAUCUUCAGCUCACAAGAGUAUGGAUGUUUUAGCCACUUAAUUUACAUAAUUCCAAAUUGCAUCCCAGAAUGAUUUCUACAACAUCAUAGCUCCACCAACAAUACGUUGGUGUGUCCAUCUUUCCAUAAUACCUCCAACAUUACUUAUUUUUAUCUUUGACACCUUUGUCAAUUUUCUGGAUGUGAAAGGAAACCUUAGGGUUGUUUUGAUUUGCAUUUCUCUUAUUAAUGAUUUGGAGCAUUUGUUCAUGUGGCUAAUACAAGUGAGAAAUAGAAAAUUCUUUUGGGAAAUGUUAUCUGUUGGCCACUUCUCUAUUUGGGAAUGGUUUUUGUUCUUAUAUAUCUUUGCUAGUUGUCAGCAUAUCUUGAAUAUGUAGAAAAACACAUAUUAGAAAUAUUUUUCUCCGUUAACUGCUUCCAUUCCUAGAUACAUUGUUUAUGCAAAAAGCCUUUUAAUUUCAUGUAAUAAAAAAAUUACCAAUUUUA